Manduca sexta (tobacco hornworm) is the source of this 3875-nucleotide messenger RNA. RefSeq names its product flocculation protein FLO11. Lineage: Eukaryota; Metazoa; Arthropoda; Insecta; Lepidoptera; Sphingidae. The record is from RefSeq and is a predicted model, not a curated record. Bases 188 to 2674 code for a protein of 828 amino acids. The transcript has 11 exons.
UGGCAGCGGCGGCUGGUGGGCGCGCGGCUAUAAGUAAGAGGUGCGCGCACGGCGGCGAGGUUAGUCGCCGUACGGCAGCGCGUCGGUGUCACCCCACCCCCCCUCCGCCAGCAGCCCGAGCGAACCGGGCAGGCGCGCGCGCCGCACGCAAUUCAAGUACCGCCACCACGCGCCACCAGCAGCCGAGAUGAUCGCCAGGACAGCACUAUGUAUAUUAGCGUGUACGCUCCAUUUGGCGCACGCCGAUGUCGAGCUCAUCACUAAACCGAGGCCAGGAGAAGAAUACGUUAUUGUUAGUUCAGGGCAACAGACACCUUUAAAAGCUGUCACUGGAAAAUCUGAAAGUAAAAUACCCUUAAAAUACAGGCAAAAGCCUGUUCUCACUACAGUUGCCCCUGAUACCAAAAAGCCUUUUGACUACAUUCCUAUUAAUUUUGAUACCAUUGAUGAUAUAAAUAGCGGUUUACUGCCCUCCAACGUGAAUUUAGAAACUGCUGGCACUGAGCAAAAGCAACAUUCACGAAUUCAAAUAAAGAAGGGGCCUAAUGGCCAAGAUUAUGAAUAUGAGUACAUUUAUUAUUACUACGAUGAAGAUGAGGAAAGUAAGAAGGAAGGAAAAGAUGUAGAAAAGGUUGCACCUACUACUGAAGAGACUGUGUACAAUUCUCAUGAUGGACCUCUUAAGACUGAUACCGACAAUCACAUAGCAAAUGAAAGUAAAACCAAAAACAAGUAUAGCACGAUCGAUAGGUCCGCAACGGCAACGACGGCUACACCAGAACAGAACGAGGUUCUUCCUGCACAGAGUCGAGGCCGCGGACGAGGCCGCAAUAUUCCACCACCUCCUGUUGAAGAAGAAGUUGAAGAAGACACUAGUGUCAGACUACCUUCAAGCACCCGGUUCCCUCCUCGAGGGCGCAACUUGGCAUCAACUAGUACUACGACUUAUGUGCCAGAAGUAUCUUCAGAAUCAGUGAGGCAACGUGGACGUCAAUCUGACAGCGUAGCGGAUGAAUCCAUUGGUCAGACUAGAAGCAGGACUCGUGCGCACAUCAGGCGUCCAAGUUCAGAAUUGGUAGACCUUGACAGUUUCAAAACACAUUCUGGUGAUAUUCCAUCUCAAUACAAAGAGCCGCCAAGUAGGUAUUCCUCGGAAGCCAAAACGACAACUGAAGAAGUUCCGGAAGAAGAAGUAGAAGAAGAAGAAACUACUGAAAAGGAGCCAGAAUAUGAAAAAGAAUCUGCUAGAGAAGGUCACAGCUUAGCCAGCGGUAUCAAAUUCCAAGAAAUAGAGGACGACUCUAAACUUCCCUCUGAUUACAAGCUAACUACUACGUACGAACAAGACACCACAGAAUAUACAACAAUGACAGCUAUGGAAAAAGUCGCUCUUGACCUGUACGCAUAUCUCGCGGGCGAAAAUCUCAAUAAUGAAAUUAAUCCAACAAGCAACGACUUGAUCAGCUUCGAUGGCACCACAACAGUUGACGAUGACUCGUGGACAACAGAGCCUUUAAGCACAACAGAAGAGUUGACUACUCCGACGACGACUACCACCACUACUACAACCACAACCACCACGACGACUACAACAACACCGGCACCGACUACAACUACUACAACUACGGCGGCGCCCUCUACUCGCCCGUCCAGAUUCAAGGGACGUCCUGGUGCCAGAGCGCGCGUGUCUUCCACCUCUGCCGCCACUGAAGCACCACAAGAGACCUCAACCAGAGCUCGAGGUCGGUUCAACAAGCCGAAUGGAGGCCGCAAGACCACCGCUGCCGCCGCUGCCGCCUCCUCCGCCUCGGAGUCCGCCACCGCCGCUCCAGCUGCCGCCGACAAACCCACCACCAAGGGCUUCGGUCGUCGCGGAUUGUUUGCGGGCCGCACCAGACCCAGCUCCACGUCAGCUGCGCCCGCGCAAGAGGAAGGCAGCUCAGCUACUAGUGAAACUCCCGCACCCAGGGCUCGCCUUCGUCCUGGUUUGAGAAGAGCGCCUUCCUCUUCCACGACAGCCGCGUCCAGUGCCGCAGCCCCUGCUGAAGAGACCACUGCGCCAAGCGCCGCUGCGUCUGGAGAAGUAGCUGACACUACCCCCACACCUUCCAGGACUCUUGGCCGUGGACGACCAGGCUUGCGCCCCGCUUCUCUACGACCUGGUCCGAGGUUGAACCUGCGCCCCAGCCCUCGUCUGAGGCCAGGUGCUGCCCCGGCCGCCCCCGCAGAGACAGCCUCUGAAGCCCCAGCGGAAACUUCUGCGCCUGAAUCGCCCGUUACUGAAGCUGAUGCCGAGAAUUCGUCUCCAACCCCUGCUCCCGAGCAACCUCGUGGUGGGAUCAAGCUGCGCAACCGUUUGCAGGUGUCUCCUUCCCCGAAGCCAAGGGCGACAGCCGCACCACCCGCGCGAAGACCCAACCCUCUUCUCAAGAGGAAGCUCGCUUCUCCCGCUACUGAGGCGACCACAGAACCACCCAAGAAGUCAACGGAGACGACGGAGGACAGCACCAGUGUUGAGAAAAGCGAGACGGAGACGGAGCCUGCUCCCGCGGAGACUACCCCCGCGCCCCCCCUCCGCGGGCUGGACGCGCUCAUUGCCAGAAGACGCGCAGCCGGCGGCAUCGGCGGCCGGCCCGCCAGGCCCGCACGGGGAGCGUUCUACCAUCCCAAAUAACACUUCCACCUUCCAUUUGAUGUAUAGAAUGACAUGCUGAACACUAACUUACAUUGGUUACCGCCAAUAAUUUGUACUGCACCACGUAGAUAUGUCGCGUGAAGACUCGAAACUCAUUUUUUUAUUUCGUUUGAAACACUCUCACUUAUUCCCCCAUUAUUGCAACACCACCCGAGUACCGAAUUUGUGGCAUAUCUGUGGUGUUUUAGAAUAUCAUUGGUUAUCACAAAAUCUCCAUUGGUGACUUACAAAUAAAAGUUACUUUAAUUUUUUGCAGGGUCUUUGUUGCAUAGAUAAUCUUGAUUUAUUUAUAUAUGACGAGAUGUUUUACCAUUCUAUUAAAUUCAGCACUGUCAUUAAUCUUAGUCAAUUUACUCCCCAAACUAUUUAGAUGCUAGUUCACAUAACUACCUUCUCACAUAUUUUCGGUUGUAGUUAUAUAAUUAAGUAAUAUUAGGUUUCUAAUAUUUUUCUCUCAAAUAUAGGACCGUAUGGAUGCAUACUUAACUAGAAUACUAUAAAAAUAGAUACGUGUUAUGUACAUAGUAGUAAAUAUUGUUACGAAAUAAGACAGGAGUUUUGAUAUAAAAAACACUGACGUAAUUAAUGAAGCGAAAAUUUUUAAACUAUUACUCAACAGAAACCAAAUCAUAAAGUAUAUUUAAAUUUUGUUUGAAUAUUCAAGACUACGUAAUGAGUAAGUAAAACUAAUAAAUUAUGUAAACUCAACGAGAAUUAAACGCCUUAGUUGUACGUUAACCUACAUACAUAUACCUAAAAUUUACCAAAACUAAUGCUAUAGACGUAAAGAUUUUUUAUGACUUGCAUAAAACUUCGCAGUUACGUCCAAAACAAUUGGUUUAUCAUUUUGCAGAUACUCUCUGAUAUGUAGUUGUCAAACGAAAUUAUACUCAUUUUAUGUUUAUUUAUUAUGUUAAGUGAAAAUAUUUAGGAGCCAAGAAGUAAUGUAGCAAGACUCAAACCAUUGUUGAUCCGUUUCGCUUAUCUAUUGUUUUGGUCUAACCGCUAACUAUUAAGUUUGCGUUCACUGUAUGUAUUUGAGUUGUAUGACCUGUACCAUCAACGAUCAUUGAUAUAAAUUUCGUCUGCAGAAGCACUGAAUGCUAGUGCCAUCGUGAUAUGUUUUGUAUCUUUCGUAAGUGUGAUAAUAAAAUUAAUAAUAAGAUGAUAAAGUUUAGUA